GGGAGAAUUCCUCCUCUUCUGCUUCUUCUUCCUCCACCACCUCGUCCAAGGUUGGCUCUCUCGUUGUGAUGGUUCGUGGCUGGAGUGGCGGAGGGGCGUGGUUUGAUGACCCAAUGCAGGGUGCCAAAGGUACAACGUACCGCAGAGAGACCAAGGUCCCAAGGUCCCAAGGACAACAGUCACCGCAGGGCGAUAAUGCGGGGGAGUUCUUCGGUCGCUCGCUUGCCAGUACAGUACCCAACUCGCCAAUACGGGCACCUUGAAAUAUCCAGCAGUCUCAAUCACCUGCAACGCGAGGUCUGGACGCAACGAUCCACGAAAAGACCAUGAAAGCCACAAGACAUUCUCACUAUGGCGCAUCAAUCCAUCAGGGCAGACUUUUGGGGGUCUUUUUGAUCGACGACCAACGACUACGACUAGAGGGAACCAGAGAACAACGCACACAAUUUCUCAGAGUACAGCACAACACUGCAACAUGAGGGAUGACUUGCAGGCCCUGACGACGUUGCCAACGAAUGCAUAUCCAGCUGCAUUAGUCCAGACUAACCAGGCUGCUUGACAUAAGCUCAACGCCCUCUCGAGCCACUCGCUGCCCCUCAAUAUGCUUCUUCUAAAGCUCAAAGAUGCGCUCCGGGCCGAUGGUACUAGAGAACAUCUCGCCAAACCAGCGGUCGCGCAAGAAGGAGACGCCGUGGUCCACGCUUCUCCCCCGGGUUUCCAACGAUGUGGCGACAGCGCAACAGCCGUGAGCGAGAGGUGUGGCGAGAACAAGAGAUGGGAACUGGCACAGCUUCAUCUGUACUCCGUACCCAUUCACCUCAGCCUCUGCCACCCUUACCUAGUGAAGUGGCUGAAAAGGCGGCCAAUGUGCCACGGGUUCAUAGACGCGCAUGGUCGCCGCGACAGUAGUACACCGAUACUUUGGACGGAGUCUACAUCUGAGGGAUAAAGUACCCUAGUCCAUUUGCCAGCAGAAAAAGGUCCGACGACCCAUCACUACUCGCAGGGGACUUUUCGAUGCACUCUAAGUGGUGCUGCCUCCAUGCUGCAGGACAUGACCUUUUUUCGUUUGUCCUCCCAUCGACCUCGCAGAAUUGGCCACGUCAAGCCUUGGGAUAACGAUGACUGGACCGCAAACGAGCUGCUAAGAUGCUAACCGAUCUUGAACCCGAAGAUCCUUCCGCC
This is a messenger RNA of Cladophialophora immunda, 1185 nucleotides long. RefSeq lists its product as uncharacterized. The coding region runs from base 602 to 949 and encodes 115 amino acids. Lineage: Eukaryota; Fungi; Ascomycota; Eurotiomycetes; Chaetothyriales; Herpotrichiellaceae. The transcript has a single exon. The record is from RefSeq and is a predicted model, not a curated record.